AAUAAACGGAUCUGCGCAUGCGCUACCGUGUACAGUUAGCUGCUACUUAUAACUGCGUUGUAUUUAUUUACAGGCGGGUUUUUGAAUAGUUAGCUAGUAUUUAUUUAUAUUAGCACAUAAUUGUUGACACUAAAACCAUGACAGAUGAGCAAGAAAUAAUGUGCAAAUUAGAAAAUAUAUUGGAAAUAAGGAACAAAACUCUCCAGCUGCAGAAGAUCAAAUCUAGGCUAAAAAGCGAGUUUGAAGCUCUUGAAGCCGAAGAGAAACACUUGAGAGAAUACAAGCAGGAGAUGGACCUGCUCCUUCAGGAGAAGAUGGCCCAUGUUGAGGAACUACGCCUGAUCCAUGCUGAUAUCAAUGUGAUGGAGAGCACCAUCAAGCAGUCAGAAAAUGAUCUAAACAAACUUUUGGAAACAACACGACGCCUCCAUGAUGAAUACAAGCCCCUAAAAGAGCAUGUUGAUGCUCUGAGAAUGACUCUUGGCCUGAACCGGCUGCCCAACCUUAACGAAGAAGAAGAGAGGCUUUCACUAGAUUACUUUGAGAAGCAGAAGGCUGAAUGGCAGAAAGAGCCACAUGAACCCAUCAUUCCUGAAUCUCUAGCAGCAGCCGCUGCUGCAGCUCAACAGCUUCAGGUCUCAAGAAAACAAGAUCCACGACAGCCUGCCACUUUCAGACAGCAGCCUCCACCCAUGAAGGCAUGCCUCUCUUGUCACCAGCAAAUUCAUCGCAAUGCACCUAUUUGUCCACUGUGUAAAGCAAAGAGUCGUUCUAGGAACCCCAAGAAACCCAAGAGGAAGCCUGAUGAGUAAAUCAAAUGGAAUUUAUUUUUACAUGUAAGAGUUUCCCUAUAGAGCCUUGUUUACUGUAAACCCUCCUGUAGUACCUUUUGUGUUGUGUAUUUGAUUUAAAUAUAUUAAACUUUAUAAGAUUUUGUUGGAAUCAUCCAUGCAAUAAUUUUGUUAGCAUUACUUUAAAAACCAUGUGUAAUGAUUUCUACUGCUCUAUUGUUUCUACUGGCAUUCAUUCUUUUUUGACAUUUUUAUCUAUUCAGUAAUAAAUGUAUUACCAAGUAAAAGUAAUAGAUAGUGUAGGUUGUUAUUAAACAUAAAUGGUAUUUGUCUUGUUCUGGUAGCAGAAACAUACAACUUGAAAUGGUUUAAAUUAGGAUAAAACAAUAGUUGUAGUAGUCAUACAUAAUGCUAAAGUUCUAGUCUUGCAUGUUCGGUGUUUUAAAAAAUUCAAGUAAUUAAUUUGUGAAUAGUUUGUUCAUUUAAUGAACAAAACCUGAUUAAAUACCUAGUCUCUGUUACAGAAAUGUGUUAAACAUUUAAUGUUUUUUAUAUUUCCAUUUUUAAUAUUUGUCAGAUGGUGUACUGUGCAUUUUAAUUGACAAAAAUAGGUUCUUCAAUAAAAUGUCAUGCAAUGA
Silurus meridionalis is the source of this 1429-nucleotide messenger RNA. Its product is annotated as zinc finger C4H2 domain-containing protein. The transcript is spliced from 5 exons. Bases 138 to 812 code for a protein of 224 amino acids. The record is from RefSeq and is a predicted model, not a curated record. Gene Ontology annotation, biological process: positive regulation of neuron differentiation. Lineage: Eukaryota; Metazoa; Chordata; Actinopteri; Siluriformes; Siluridae. Gene Ontology annotation, cellular component: nucleus.